UAGACAUGCCAAUAUACUAACUUAUACAUAAACAUACUACUAAUAACAUUAAAAUAAAAAAAAACAGUAUACAACAUGAUCAAAAUAAUACUAUCAAUAGAAUUAGAUUAGAAAAAAAUAAUUAUAGCAUACACACAAAUACCGAAAGUAUAUAAAUGUUGAAGAAAUGAAAAGUGAAAACGGCAAGAAAUUCCUCGAUUCUACUGAUCAUAAUAAUUUCAGUCAAUUAACAACUAUUGAACAAGAUACUCAAUUUUCCAGUGUAGUACACAUAAUAUUUCCAAUUGGACAUAUAUAGAUACAUAACUAUAUAAAAUAAACGAUUGAAAUAUUCCAAUCAACAUGGUUUUUGGAAAACAAAAAUUAUCUCAAUUAUUUGAUUUUACCAAAUUUGCUGCUAUAAGUAAUGUUUCAUUAGAUCCUCGAAAAAUAAUGGAACGUAAUACUAAUCUUCAAAAGAUUUUAAAAAUAUUAGCUUUAAUUAUUUUGGUGAUCAGUUUCAUUGGACUAAUAAUUAUCAUUGUCUUGUAUAUUAUAAGUCAUAACAUUCCAGAUGUGUAUUCAGUGGUGAUUGAUGCAGGAUCAACUUCUUCAAAACUUCAUUUAUAUAAAUGGAUCGAUGAACCAUUUCGAUCAAAUGGAAAAGUUGAUGAAGUAACUAAUGAAAAAGUUUGUAAGUGAUUUAUUCUAUCGAAAUUUAAUUUAGUUAACCUUUUUGAAAAAGCAAUGUUUCUGCUUACUUUCAUUGAUAAUCAUCUGAUUAAUUAUUAGAAAUCAGACCAGGCUGUUGGUAAACGUUUAUAAGACAACAGUUAUUCUUACCUAAAUUGAUUGAUUUCAUUGUAUUUUUGGUGGUUGAAGAUUUUACUCGUGUAGACUCGACCAUAUUUUACAAAUUAAAUAUGCAAAAUUUUAGUUGCUGUUCAUUUGACUCCAAUUAGAUCGUAUGAUUAUGUUAUCGAAAUAUAUAUCCCAGCUAUCCUCGUCUAUAAUUAUCGACUUUUACCGCGUUAGUGAAUAACAGCAUUAAAUAAGUCAAAUACGAGAAUAAAGUUUGAAUAUGUAUAUUUCGUACACUCACUGAUCUCAGCAAGACCAUCAAUGAAACGAAGCGGAUAAAGUGGAGCGAAACAUACUUAGAGAAGAAGACGAAUGAACCAACUCGAUUUUAUCAAGCGUGAAAAAAAACAAAUUACCGACACACGAUGAAUAGGGCAAGCAACUCGAAUGCAUACGCUUACAUCAAAACACUCAAGGUUGAUAAACGAAUAAGUGACAGGACAAAAUGUUGCUUGAGUAGAAUGAAUAAAUUAGUCUAUCCAAAGGCCAGAAUAGCCCAUAUGGGCUUGACAUAGUACCUGCCACUACAAAAUAUAAACAGAAUAUCACUAGUAAUUUGUAAAAUAAAUUUUCCUAUGAUUAUUAUCUAUUGUGAAAACUUAUUACAGAAUGAACUGGUAUCUGAGAUACUGUAACCUGACAAAAAAAGAUGUUUGACAUACUACACUACGUAUAGAGACUUUGAAUGGUUGAUAAACUUAUCUUGAUUCGUUGUGAUUUAUUGUUAUUAAAAACUUAACGAACUGUUUACUGUAUAAAUAUUCAUCCCAAUGUCUCUAUAACAGUAAGUAUAAGAGAGUCUUUAUUUGCUCAUACACAUUUCGUGAAUCCGUUUCAUUUUCCCUUAACAUUGAAAUGAUUAACCGUACAUUCUUUUUUAAUUUAAUGUCAUUGAUAUGCUACUAUCACUGUUGUCCUAUUAACUCGAUGAAACAUGUAAAUCACACUUAGGGAAAAACGAAAAACUUGUUCCUCUUAAGUUUUCCACUUCAAUAUUGCUUACGACUAUCAUUAUAAAAACAGCAUAUUCACUCUCUAGAUAAUCUUUAAAUAUGGUCCUACAUCGGAAUAGCUUAUAAUGUUGUUAAUCGUUUAAUUAUUAGUGAUUACUUAAAGUUUAAAUUGACUCCAUUAUCAUUAAAUUUAAUUCCCCUUCUGAAAAUUUUCUAUCAAGGAUUAUAGAACGUGAAGAAAUCAUACAACUGUCUGUAGUUUAGUGUGCAUGAUUGUAUUUUGUUUUAUCGAUUAAUUGUUGCCCUAAUGACCUUGGAAAGAUGAUUAUGUGAACACAGAGUUAUUCAAUUUAAAAUACAUAAGCGUUAAGUAUUAUAAAACUGAAGUAACUUUAUUUUCAACGUAUCUUCGUUUCAAGUAAAUCUUGGUCAUUGGUACGAAACUAUCGAUUAUUCUAUCGUUUAAGUGGUGAUUAGGAUAUGGAUUCAUUCUUCGUUCGCUGAAAUUGCGUUUUUAUUUUGAGUACAAACUUCAGAGGUUUGUGCUGAUGGUUAUUUUUAAACGGUGACGCAAGCAUUAUAAUUGAACGACUCAUCUCAGAUAACGCAUUUUCAGUAAAACCAUCUACUGGUCACGGCUUCUAAAUAGAACUCCAGGAGUUACAUUAUUAUAAAGUCAAUUGGUUCGCAACUCCUCUACAUAACAAAAGCCAUCAGGAUCCACUCCAAAAGACCUAAUUUAUGUAUCUAAAAGAUGUUUGUUCAAGUUCCAUAUUUGUCUUGCACCACUAUCGGACCACCACAUAUUUAAACCUUAUGUUAUAAUACCUUACCCUUGAUUCCCUUCAUGUUCGUAUCUAUUUUGUACCAUUUUUAAUUUACAUAGUCAUUUUUGUUAAUUCACGUGCAUUUCUCGCCGCAAUCGCUCUGGCAACAACUCUACAUAUUAAAUUCACAUGCCUUUACUAUUAUUAUUAUUAUUAUUAUUAUUAUUAUUAUUAUUACCCCCACUAAUCAGACUAAAUUUCUUCUACCAUGCAUUUCAUUCACAUGGUUUAUUUUAUUGUCAUUACAUCGAUUGUAACUUAACACCUUACAAUGAAUCAUUCUAACCUUUCGUAAAUGACCUUUCUAAUUUACAAACGAUAUGAUUCUAUAGUAUUUACACUGUAUCAAAUGCAAAAGCUCAUCAUUCAUUCCUAACACAACAUUGUCUAAUUCACUGAUGUACUUUAUUUUGACAGUUAUGGUACAGUGAUUAUUGACUUGAAAACUGUCAAGCCUGAUAAUGAUUUUGCUGAAAACAGUGUUUCACUUUAAUUCACUUGAUAUUGUUUUACUUGACUCUUCCCAUUGAUGUUUAAGACUGCAAUUGAUCAUUCUCUUAUUGGCAUAUGUGCAUACUGUGUGUAUUGGCUCGAUAUUGUUUCACUUUGUUUUUAAAGAACAUAAACGUCUUCUACCAUUGAUUAAUCUCAUUAUUUCAACAGUUGAGAUCAUGAGUCAAUUGAAGCCAGACCACCAUGAAAAACCUGGAAGCACUGGACGGCGGUUUCGUCCUAUUGUGGAACUCCUCGGUAGUGCGCAUCCACGACCUAUCAGUCUCGCUCCAGGCACUUAACCGACAAGGCCAUUGAGCCGGCCUCCAACGGUGUUAUUGUCCAACUUCAACUAAUCCACGAAAUUGAGUGACGCACACUGCUGAGGAGUCCCACAGUAGGACGAAACGGCCGUCAAGUGCUUCCAGGUUUUCCAUGGUGGUCUAGCUUCAAUUGACUCAUGAUCUCAACUUUUGGAAUUACUACAAUCUCCACAAAACCUCUUCUGAUACUAAUCUCAUUAUUCUUAAUAUUCCAUAAUCUCAUUGAUUGUUAUUUUUGGUAGGAGGUCUGUUCAAACUUUUGGUCCACCUAUUUCUCAACUUUGCAAAUAUUACAAUAAACUUUCAUGUAUUAGAUUUGUCAGUGUAUGGUUGUGGCAAUUGUUGAAUUUUAUUGAAAUUAUGAAUUAAUCUAAGUUAGAUAAAUAUUGGUAACCUGGAGGCACUGCAUGGCUGUUCCAUCCUAGUAUUGGACUCCUUAGUAGUGUAAAUCUACGACCCAGCAAUCGGUAAUCGGACGCAGGAUCUUCGGACUAGCAUGAGAAUACCUAAUAUCUAGACCACUGAACUGAGAUCCAACGGCAUACAUGUCUAACUGCAAUCGAUCGGUCAUAUUGCGUGGCCAUCUUCCAUCGCCUUCGGUGAGUAACUGUCUCAUACUUGACAGAGUUGUACUUCUCUGGUCAUUGCUUCUCACUAGAUUUGUUCGGAUUGUGUAAUUAUGAAUACUAACUCUAUAUACGCAAAUACCGUAUUAUGAAAAAUUUACAAUCUAUCAUUAUGCUAGGUACUGGAAAUUUCAAACGGAAUUUCUGAACUUGACAUAUUUUCUUCCUCGUUUUCCCUUUAAAAAAAAGGAACGAACACAAUCAAAUUGAUGCAUUUAAUAUUUUAUAAAUGAGAAAUGUAGCUAUUCAAACUAAACGGAAAGCAUUUAGUGGAACCCUCCAUUUUGACGUCAGUUAGAGAGGACUAUGUUAUCGACGGGCUCGUCACUUUAGUGGUUCGGGAUCUGACUCCAGUUAUAUGGUUAACAUUAAUUGCACGGCCAUUUCUUUAUUUUUUUUUCGAGUGAAAUGUCUGAUCGUUAUUGAUAAUACAUUCGUCAAUCCUCGUAUAUAAUUAUCGACCUAGAUCGCGUUAAUGAAUAACGUAAUUAAAUAAGUCAAAUACGGGAAUGGAUGUUUGAAUACGUAUAUUUUAUACACUAGUUGAUCGGAACAGACAAUCAGAGAGACGUAGCGAAGAUGAGAGAGCUAAGCGAAACAAAAGGACGCGUAGUGGAGAAAGCGUGUGAGCCAACUACAUUUAAUCAAGCGUUAAUCGACAAUUAUAGUGACACAAAAAUGAGCUACAAACAUGUGAUGAGUAGGAUAAGAUCUACACACACAUACGCUCAUAUAAAGACAGUCAAAGUUAAUAAGUGAAUAAUUAACAAAGUCAAAACGCGACUCAAAAAGAAUGGAUCAAUUGACCUGUCCAGAACCUAGAAUAGUUAUAUGGGCUUAACAUAGUGACCGACACUGCAGGCAUGCCCACUCUGCUGAAAAGGAGUGGAAGCUAUUGAUUAUUAAGAAAAUCAUUUGUAGAAUGUAAUUUUUGAAUAAUUAUGAUGUAAAUGUAUGCUAACGAGAUCUGUUUCCCAACACUGAACAACUGACGCUAAGGAUUCUUUACUGUACUAAAAUUUACAGUAAUGAAUAAAGCUACUAUCAUUAAGUUAAUUUGCCUUCUACACUCGGUUAAAAGUCUUUGAAUCAUUGGUCAUGCUGGACUUCAGUUAACCCUUCAGACAUUAAGUUUUAAUUCUUUAUAUCAUUGUACAUAUGGUGUUGUAUCACUUUAAAAGUGUAUGGUAAAACUGAUAAUCCAAAAUAUUUUGAAUUUUAUCGUAUUUAACCAAUAAAUUUGAUCAAAGCUAUUCAAUAUUAUUGCGUAAAAUAAUGUUUCAAAACCAAUGGAGCAUAGAUAAUCAAGAUGGAUGUUGUUUGCUUAUUUAAACAAUGUCUAAAAUAAAAUUAGUUCGUUUUAUAAUGCCAAAAGGUAUGUCUGUAUUCCAGUAUGUUAGAAAUACUAAGUAGAUUUCUGUCGUGUAUCAUUAAAUAUUCAUUAGCGUGUCUCAGGUAUCUAUGACUACCAGACUGUCAUUCGGUUAAAUGGAUGUCACAGCUAAAAACUGCACCCUUUCUCCUGUACAAGAGUACUGGCCGCACAUUUAGUGUGUAUUUGUUGAUAGUAUUAUCCACCUAAUUAUCCAUUGUAAUAAAGUGCAUCAGUUGUUUAAAACUGAAAUUUACUCAAAGCAAUAUACAGUACACUUUUAAACAUUAUUCUACUGAAAUUAUUUUGAAUGGCAAAAUUUUUUACUACUAUAAAUCAACUUGUUGAGUUGUCAUAUCUGUUAUAUUCUAACAAAGAAUAAAUGAAUGGCAACUGAUAGGAAUCAUUUAUGGACGAUUAUUACAUAUAUUCUUAUUGGAUAAUUACUAAGUUACCAGAAUGUAUAUUUUCGUAUUCCUUUCAUUUGACCAAUUUGUUGUUGAGAUACGAUUUGCCAUUCUUAACUUAUUCCCGAUUUGUUAGUCACAGUCUCUCACACUCACAGCCACUUUUGGCUUGAUCUUGUAUUAUUUUCAAUUUUACGGUGUGAUGCGGUCUGGUUUGCUUGUAUAUAGACUGCGUAUGUAUGAAAUAUACGAUUCAUACAGUGGAAGCUGAGAUUGUGUUCUGAAUUAAACGGGCAGGGCAAGGCAAGAAUAACCAAUUAGAACUCAAAGUCGACUCUAGGCUGCUCGUUCUGGUUAACGCAUAGGGUCAAGGUCGUAUAAAUCGGAUCCUGAUUCGCGAUCUUGUCAGGUGAUAAUUGACGGGGCAAAAGAUAUAACAAUAUUGUUCAACUUUUUCAUCUACUGCUGGCUGAAAGUAAUUUAAUCUAUUUCGAUCAGUAAACGGAAUAUCAUUAAAAACUUCUUCUUGGUCGACAGAUUUUCGCUAUCAUCUCACUGAAACGAAUGUCACUUAUGGAGCUGAAUGAUUCUUCACACUGGAUCACACAUUAAUUGAAGGUUCUAAUUUGAAUCACUUUACCUAAACUUAUUGGUCUUGAUAUAUCUUCUAGAUUGAGCGCCAGAUUCGGCUCCUAAACCGUGAAACACAAUGACGACGACCCUAGUCAAAAAUUCACUGACCCAUUUUGAUUAAUAAUUAGAAUAAAAUCACAUAUAUGAAAAAUACUUAGUUAUAACAAAUCAUAUGCUUCAUGUUAACUUAAUACAAGAAUAUCGUAUGUAAUACAGAAUAAAAUGUCAUAUGGGAAAACAAAACAAAUACUACACUGAAUAAUCAUUACAUUGAAUCAAAAUGGAAGUAAUGUUGACUACAAAUCAUAAAGGGUAAAUCAAUCGAAUUUUGACAUUUCCCGUCAUUUUAGGUUUACAUUUAUCAUGAUCAACAUACGAUCCAAAAAUCUUUGAUACAACUCAUAGAGGAAGAGGAUUGUGAUUUUGUACUGCUAAUUAACUACCUCGAUAUUAAAAUGAAUAAUUUCUCCUACAGUGUCUAGUUUUCAAUGACCUGCCAAUGAUAAAUAUAAAUUUAGUACACAUAUUUUCCUUUAUUUAAAACAAUUAGUCCCUUUGAUAAAUUUCGAUAAUGAUAAUCUUCGUCUUCUAAUAUCAUUAUCGAAAUUUUCCUUUAUUGUUUUGAAAAGAACAAGAACACAAAUUCUAGUAGAAUAACAUGGAUUCAUUUUAUUUCGUUGGCUCUCGUCAACUGCUUAAAACCUGUAAUAUUCAAAAAUCAUAAUUACAAAAUGGGUUUAAAUGACUUACCUGAAAGUAUUUAGUCGGAAGUUAUGUUGAAUUUAAUAAACUAAAUAUUGAAAAUAUAUACCUGCCAAAGCAGCUACAUUGGUCGAAUAGAAAGGAGAGCAUAUCUUAGAUUUUUUGAACAUGUUCCAAAAUGGUUUAGAACAAGAGGAAAAAUGACUCUAAACAAUGCAAUUACCAAACAUCUCUUGGAUGCAGAACAUCAGAUCGAUACCUUGCAAUCUCUCAAGGUGAUUAGUAAGCAACCAAACUCCAAUCUUCUAAGGUUUGCUAAAGCCGUUGCUAUCAGGCGUCAAAAACCUGAUUCAUGUGUUCAAAAGGAGGUGGUUAUUAACCUUUCCUUGCCUUGGUAACAAAUAUUCCUCCGUUGAAUCUUAAACAUUUUUUUAAAACUCUUCUUGUAUUUAUUACACCAUUGAGUUUUUAUUUUAAUUAUCUUCCAGACUACACAUUUUAUUCCUAUCAGCGUUUACUCAUUAUGUAAUCACUUGUUUCUAGCCGUUUGAACUGUUGUCACAAUCAGUGUUGUAGAAUUUUGUUUUACGUAAGGUAUAUAUUUACAAUAUUCAGUCUAUUUUAUUUAUUUACACCCUCACUAUACUAGUAUAUCUUCAACAUAACUUCCGAUUAAAUACUUUCAGGUAGGUCAUUUAAACCCAUUUUGUAAUUAUGAUCUUUGAAUAUUACAGGCUUUAAGCAGUUGACGAGAGCCAACGAGAUAAAAUGAAUUCAUAUUAUUCUACUAGAAUUUGUGUUCUUGCUCUUUUCAAAAUAAUGAAGGGAACUAUGUGUGUAAAAGUUAUAUUUAUUGUUGACAGGUCAUUGAAAACUAGAUACUAUAGGAGAAACUUUAAACUGAAGACAAAUUUAUUUAAUAUCAUAAUGAGAACUUGUAUUUUUUUCUUUCUUUCUAAUCGUUAUCAUCCAGCUCCUGGCAUAUCAGCUUAUAUUAAUGAACCAAUUAAAGCUUAUGAAAUAUUAAAACCGAAACUUGUUAAAUUAACGAGUAAAUUAACAGUUGAACAAAAAAAGCGUACACCAAUUUAUUUGGCUGCGACUGCUGGUAUGCGAUUAAAAUUAAUUGAAGAUCCGUUAGGAAGUUUAGAUUUAUUCUCAGUACUUCGUCAUUAUUUUAAACAGUCUGGUUUUCAAAUUGAAACACCAAAUGAACGUAUUCGUUUAUUGUAUGGAUCAGAAGAAGGACUUUAUGGUUGGGUAUCAGUGAAUUAUAUUUUAGGUAAUAUUAAAGAAGUAAGUUUUAAACUAAUAAGUUGUUUUAUUAUUUAUUUUGGAGUAAUUUUUAUUCAUAAAUGAUUCAAACAAUCUCUAAGUAGGAUUAUAAACAUCGAUAUGAAAAAACGUGUUACUGUGAACCGAAUACACUAAUCGAUACUUGUUUACUGAAAUACAUAAAAUCGGCAAUAGUAAUAACAGGUUUACUGAAUUACUUUUGUUUUUGUUACAAUAAAGAAUUCUCGUACUUACUCACUCUUACCAUCCUUCGUUGAGGAGCAUAGGUUGCUGACCAACACUCUCCAUUGAAUUCUGUCCUCGGCUAUUCUUUUCAGUUUCUAUUCAUCCUCUUCAUGUCUCCUCUUUCGCCUUCCUCUUUUCCGUUUCCCUUCAGGAUUCCAAGUUAGUGCUUGCUUUGUGACACAGUUUGAUGACUUUCUCAAUGUGUGUCCUAUCCACUUCCAGCGCCUUUUCCUAAUUUCCUCCUCAGCUGGAACCUGGUUUGUUCUUUACCACAGUAGACUGUUGAUGGUUUCCGGUCAACGGACAUUCAGUAUCUUACGUAGACAAUUGUAUAUGAAUACUUGAACUUUCUUGGUGAUAAUUGCCGUAGUAGUUCUCCACGUUUCAGCUCCGUACAGUUGAACUGUCUUGACAUUCGUAUUGAAGACUGUGACUUUUAUGUUGGUUGACAGUUAUUUUUAGUUCCAUUUGUUCUUCAACUGUAGAAAUGCUAUCCUUGCCUUGCCAGUCCUUACCUUUACGUCUGCAUCAGAUUCCCCACAUUCAGCGAUGAUGCUACCCAGAUACGUGAAACUUUCCAUCUCUUCCGGUAAUUUGUAAACCUUCUACAUUAUAGUAUGAGUAUAUGUGUUAACAUUCAUAAUUAUUCAGUUCAAACAAAUCUAAAACCUGAUAGUCAGUCGUAAUAUUUGCACAUUUGAAAAAUAAAUAGCCUAAAUGUUUGUGUAGACCGACGAGUUUAAACACCAGAUUUUCAGAUAUCGUACUUCAACUUUGAAACCUUGAAACAGGUAGAAUACCAUCGAAUCUUAUGCAGAAGGUUUGGUUGAAAGCCUAAUGUAUGGAGGCUGUAUUUGAUGGUUUUAUUACACCAAUCUUAGUUUUUUCCUGUUUGGUUAAAAAACCUGUUGCUAAGCUAUUAAAUGUUUCAUUACUUUUUUACUCACAUGUUCUUUUCUGUAAACUGGUGUACAUUCUAUAAUUAUUUUCAUGAUGUUUUAUUAUUAUUUGUUGCACUGGGAUCAUCGAUCAUUGUACCUAGUUUUUUUGUAUAGGAGACAUCAUAAGAUAUACAUGAUUGUCAGUAUAGGAACGUCGAGAUUGUUGAGUUUCAUUAAAAUCAUGGACGAUCAAUGUUAAACCAACAUUAUAAACAUAGAGGCUGUGAACUAUCGUUUAACCCUGGCCCAGUGCAUAUCCACGAGCCCGCACGCGCGACUUAAACCCAGAACCUUCGGUCUCAUGCGCGAACGCUUAACCUCAAGACCACCGAGCCAGUGUUUAGUGGUGUUAAUAUCUAAAUUCAACCAAACCAUGAUAUUGAGUUAUUAUCUUCCAUUGUCUUUGGUUGAACUCCACUGGUCACGGCCUUUCACUAGAACUCAAGUAAUUCCCCCUCAACACCAAUCACUACUGAGCAUAUGAAAAUUGUGAGUAUGGGGUUAUAGAGACUGCUGAGUUUCAUUCGAAUCAUAAACUGAUCAAUGAAAGACGGUUGCGCACAUAUCCUAUAAUUUCUUUAUAAUUAACUUAUUUCUUUUUAAUUGUUACGCUCAAAUAUGAUUAGGGUAAACAAACAAAUCCUACUGAUACAGUUGGUUCUUUGGAUCUUGGUGGAGCUAGUACACAAAUUGCAUUUGUUCCUAGACAAUAUUCAACUAUACCAAAAGAACAUUUAAACUUUUAUCCACUCCGAUUAUAUGGAAAUGAUUUUUCAGUAUAUAGUCAUAGUUUUUUAUGCUAUGGAAAAUCAGAGUUUGAAAGACGUUUAAUGACUUCCAUUGCAGCACAAUUUCCUUUACAAAAUGAAAUUCCUAAUCCAUGUUUUCUUCAAGGCUAUAAAUCGGAUUUGUACAAUGCACUUGAGUGGUUCACUGGAAGUUGUUUAUCUGGAACUUAUGCAAAGAAAACAUUUUCUGAGGAAAUUUUCCGACCUCCUAAUAUGAAUAGUUUUUCAUUUAACGGUAUAGGACAACCUAAUGAAUGUGUCAAUUAUAUCCAAAAACAUUUUCAAAUGAAAUGCAAUUUUUCAUCAUGUUCAUUCAACAAUGUUUUUCAACCAGCUCCAUUUGGAAAGUUUUUGGUAAGCCAUUUUAUGUUAAUGUUUCUAUGUCAAUGUUCACAUAGGGACUUGCUAUCCUCCUUUGCUAGUGUUCGAGAGUUAUACGUUAUUAAGUGAAUUCAUGAGUCGAUUUAAGCUAGAUCACCAUUGAUAACCUGGAAACAUUGGAAGGCCGCCUCGUCUUAGUAUAGGACUCCUAAGAAGUGCGCACCGUUGAUCCUGCAGAGGCUAAUGUGUGUGAGCGAACAAAUGCAUAGGUGAAUUUAUGGUCAAACCCAAUCAAGGUGCAGCGAAGCACGCCAAAGGCUACUAUUAGGAUUCGAGAACAUACAUACAUGGGGAUGAGGAUGACUCAUCGAGUAAUAUUUAAGCGACUAACAUUUAAGCUAGAGAGAGGUAUGUGCGUAGUCUAUCGCAUGUGAUCAAACCUACAUGUUAUGCAGACAUGAUAGUGUUCACAAUAAUACAAAGAAAUAAACGAGUUGUUUGUUAAAUAAGUUAGUAAAAGGGCUUGAAAAAAGUUAACCAUAAUCGAAAUCAAACGUAGGAGUGUUGCUAUAAUUGUUUCAAUCUAUACAAUCAACUAUUUUAUUCGAACAUGAACCACUGAAACACCUCGAUUUCAAUGAGAAUAAUAUUUUUCCCCUGGAUUUCCUGCUCCCUUUUAACAAUCUUUUUCAAUGAAUUGCCUAUCAAGUCAUCAAUAUGAUCCCUCAUGACAAAGAUCUAGUAAUAUGUAGUGUAUAUUGAAUUCGUGAUAUAGUUCAUCCUUUUUUGUUGUUAAAAUGCCCAUCAUCAUUGUUAUUCAAUGAAUCACUAAUAAAACGAUUUGCCCAAAGGUUAAAUUUUAACAAAACAGAAAAAACUCAUCUAUUUACGUUUUGUACCUAAUGUGCAUCAAAGGUAACAAGUAGUUGUCAUGACUUUUUGCCCUCAUACUAUAUCAUAUCCACCCUAUGAGUAAGAAAAAAUAAUUUUCCUACCAGUUCGAAGCAAUCUGUGCAUUACAAUAAUAUCUUCCAGAAUCUUCUCUUUAAAAUGGGCGAUAACUGAGAUUUAAUGGUUGUGUUCCCAGGUCCUACUGCUAAUACUUGAAAACAGAAAUUACUACAAUUCCUGCGACACUAAGUACAAACACGGAAGACUUAAUAUAGUGAAGAUUGAUUAACUAUUUAAAAACAUAUCUUUACUGUUUGAAAUAUGAAUAGAUCUUGAUAAUCAAUGAAUUGGUCACUAAACAUAGAUGACUAUAUCAUAAAAUUAGGCAUCUAAACCAGUCAAUAUAACUAACACAGAGCUAUGGAGAUCAGCGCGAGCGGAACGACUAAAAAAGCUACUUAUUAAAGGAGGGACGAGUAUGGCAUACGCUACUGUGAUACUUAGACAGAUAGACAUAGGUAGUAUAUAGCAGGAAUUGGAAGUGGAAUACUUACCAGCAGAAGAUUGAAAUGAAGAAAAGAGAAUGGACAGCAGUAAGCAAUCAAAACAGCAACAUCAUUGGAAGAAUGAUAAAGUAUGCAGAAGACAACUCAAGGAAGAUGAGCAAAUGAUGUAUUUGAUGUGAUUUUCAUGUUUUACAAAGACAUUGUGUAAUUUUGUUUACUCAACCCAAAUCUUCGUACAUUACAAUACGAUCACUCCUUAAACUGUAAUGAUCUGUCUCAGCUUAUAGGGGAAAUUUCAGUAUCACAUAUCACUAGCGUUCAAAUGAAUUAAGCUCUUGGUCACCCUAUCAUUAACAUUCACCUUUUAAAUAGUGUGUGUUUAGCCUUGAAAUCUGCUUUUUAUCGAGGGAAUGGUGUGCAAUGCAGUUUUUUAGGAAUACGGAAGGGAUUGGAAUGGGAGAAAAAUUAACUUAACAAAUCAGUAACCACUCGAAAUAAACUUAUAACGUCCAAAAAGCACUCACGCAUAAUAAGUAACAAUACAAACAUGAAAUUAUGACGAUCGGAUAUCCAAAACAAGCAGUUUAAAACAUAAAAUUUUUAACUCAUUACUUUAUAUCAGUCUUGUUGGCAAGUUAUAGCUCGAAAAGCUCAGAUCAUAAAGCUGGAUGGUACUGGUUCGAUUCCCAGAAGAUACGUCAGUUCCCUAAAGAUUGCAGAUGCCAGUUUUCGACAAAUACCAGUUAGCAUGAAAACUAGGUUAAAAAUUUCCCGUCGAAUAAUUCCAACGACCAAGCAUUCAUUGACUUAUUAAAAAAAACUACUGACAGAAUGAUGAAAACGAUGCAAUAAAUCAUUCAAAGAAUAAAGUACCCUGCCAAUUGUUGUUAAUCAUCCGAAACAUAGCUGUCAGUACACUUUUAAAAUGUUGGACAUUAGAUUUCUGAGCUUGUAAGAAAGAAAAUUCCAUUAGUGUUGUAAUAUAAUCAAUAAAGUGGCGUUUAGUGGGGACGGGAUCUGACUCCAAUUAGAUAUGUUGAUCGCUCUUGAGUGAGUGCUAUCGAAAUAUAUAUGUUGCCUAUCCUCGUAUAUAAUCAUCGACUUAAAUCGCGUUAGUCAAUAACGGAAUUAAAUAAGUCAAAUAACGAGAAUGAAUUUCGAAUACGUAUAUUUCAUACAAUCUUUGGUCCAGAAAAAAUAUCGGAGAAGCGAAGAGAAAAGAUCGAAGCAGAAUUACGCUCAGUAGAGAAGGCAUCUGAGCCAACUCCAUUUAACCAAGCGUUAAUCAAUAUUUAUAGUCACACAAAAUUAAGUUGCAGUCAUGUAAUGUAUGGGAUAAGAAGUGUACACACAUAUAUAUACGCUCAUAUAAAAACAGUCAAGAUUGAUAAGCGAAUAAUUAACAAGGUCAAAAUGUGACUCAAGUAGAAUGAAUAGAUUGGCCUGUCCGAAAGCUAGAAUAAGGUAAAUGGGUUUAACAUAAUAAGCGACAUUACAAGGGCUUAGUAAUCAAUUAGUUGAUUGCUUUACGCGGCACCAUAAAACACUAACUUCCAUUCCCUAGGCGUUAUAAAUUAACCUCUUAUGAUUUAUGACGAAUAACCUAUUUGAGAAUUGUUAAAUUAAUUGAUGAAAUGCUCCGAUCUGUUGAUAAUACACAAUGACACAGUGUGAACAAACAAUGAUCAAUCACAAAACAGAAUCAAUGACAUAAGCCUCCAAUCUUUUCUCCGGACAAAAUAAUAUGCUAAUACAUAAAAUAUUGGAUACAGGAAUAAAUACGAUUAUAAGUCAUUUAACAGGUAAACAAUUUCAGGAUAUACCAACUACAUAUCAUUCACUCUCCAAUGGAAUUAAUGCUUACGUAUCAGGCUUGUACCUGCUUUGAUAUAUCAAUAGCAAUAAAGUUGGAAAAUUUCACCAAACUGUUGAAAACCGGUGUUUUCACAAUACAGCUGUUAAUUCUUACUUAUUUUCCUAUUUCUUUAUGAUGUCUAACCUCUACACAUCACACUGAGAUUAUUUCGGUUUUAUUUCUCCUCUUUUUCGCUAUAAAAUGUGUGUAUUUCUUCUCGUAGCUGAGUCAUAGAAAUUUAAUUAUAACCAAGUAAUCCACCGACAUUUCAAUAUGGUUUCGUUUAUUUAGGAUUUAUGAAUUAUUCCUUCAUUAUUAUAACAACAAAAAACAUCAAAAUGAUUCAUGUCAAUUUACAAAUCACAUCAUUUUAGUUAACUUCCAAGGAUGAUUCAGAUUGCCAGUAACUUAGUGUAUGUCAAAUUAGUUUAAUUGCUUUAAAAUAAAAUUACUACUAUGUAUUAAUGAGUAGUAUAUUUUCUGACUAGUAAAGUGUCGUCCAAUUUUCUGGUCAAUUGAUUUGAAUGAAAUGGAUUGAAGAUAGAUUUUUUAAAAUACUUGAAUAAUUUGAAUUGUAUGAAGUGAAUUAUCGGAAAGAAUUGAAGCCUUAAGUUAUGUCAUAUUAUAUUUGAUUUCAGCCGUUGUUCAUCAAUCAUUUCUUAGUGAACUUUAUUGUUUAUAUGUAAUCUUUUCUACUACUACUAAUACUGUUAAUACAUAUACUAUUCUGGGAUUUAUUUUGAUAACUUCAUCUCGUUGUGCUGUUCUGAUAUGAUAACUUGAAUAAAUGUGCACAUAUCUACUGGGUUCUAUUCUUAGUACUCUGAAAAGUUGACACAGUGCUUUGAUAUACUUUAUCAACUUUUUCUGCAUACGAAAUAUUUCUCAGAAUGCACCUUUGUGGGUAUAAAGGUUCUUGUAGGCUAGUGGAUGCUGUUAGUAGAUUGAUUAUUCAUAUUUGAUCAUUAUUAUCUGAUAAUCACAAACUUUUUAACGUUUAUUUCAUGUUUUCUUUCACAUAGAAUAGUUCCUUGUAUGGACAGUGUCUAGUUAUGCGUAAUUUUUCUAAAAUCUUGCUUCAGUUAUUCAAAUUUUAGCAAUGUGAGAAAUAGUUGUACACAGUUUUUUUUAAAAAACUUAAUGUCACUACGAUUUCAGCCUCAAAUGAACAUCAAUUUCACUGAUAUCUCUGUUAUUCAUAAAUUUUAAAACAGUGGCCACCUCUCCGAAUCACUUAAAUUACACUAUCUUAACGCUGAAAAGAGCAUAUUCUGGAUUUUCUUAUGUGAUGCAGUAUUUAUUUCCUAACAAGAAGACAGGAUUUACACUAACAGAAGUUACUGAAGCUGUUACGAAUUUUUGCAAAAAACCGUGGAAAGAUGUGGCUAAAAUUACAAAACCAUCUGACUAUGGAUUUACUGCUAAAUAUUGUUUUGAUGGUUUAUAUAUUAUUCAAUUAUUGAAAAUGUAUGGUUUUACUACGGAUGAAUUAUGGAAAACACUUACAUUUGAUUCGAAGGUUAAUGAUAAAUCAGUUAGCUGGGCAUUAGGCUACAUGUUAGAUCAAUCUGGUCAUUUACCAAGUGAAAGUCCAAAAGUUUCUUUCAGUACAAAAUUAUUUGUUGGUCUAUUUAUUCUACUACUUCUAUUCAUCAUCGGUUCAAUUAUUGGACUAUUAUUAAUUAGAAACUUUUUGUCCAAAUCGAAAAAAUCAUCUAGUCAGGUAUAAAUUAUGUGUAAACAACAAAAACAACCAUCAUAAAUCCAUAAAUUCCAUUUUACAAUCUAUUGUGUAAUACAUCAACUAAUCAGUAUCUUUUCUUUGAUCUUCUGUUUAAUUCUACAUAUUUUCUCUCUCUCUCUUUGUGUAUAAUAGUAAAACAAAAAAGGAAAUAAAAUCAUAAUUACGGUUUAAUGCCUUCAUUGGAUUUCGAAAAUAACUAACUGACAACAACAAAUAAAUAGGCAAUACUUUUUGUUGCCAAGUAAUAAUAAUAAUAAUAAUAAUAAUAAUAAUAGUAACAAUCAUAUGCAGCAUACUAAAACCAAAAAAAAACGCACAAGAAUUCCAAUAAUCAUUAGAAAUGAUUUUAAAGUUUUCACAGUUCUAUUUUCUUUGCAUUUUAACUGUUAUACAGACAAUUCUAUGAACAAACUAACUGCAAAAUAAUAAUUUUGCUAUUUUUGUAUACGUAACAACGUGUCUUUAAAACAAUUAAAUAAAUAAAUAAAUCGUGGUAGUUAAUUUUCCUCUCCCCCCCCCAGUUGUUUUGUUAAUUUAGGAUAUUUUUUAUCGUUUUGUGUUGUUAAAUUGUGUAAUUUUCUUUUUCAAUAUCAAUAUUCUUACUGUUUAUUCUUUCCCCAGACUUAAGUGGCCAAUCAUAACUAUGUAUUUUGGUGUGUGUGUGUGUGUGUUUUAUUUUUUUAUGUGUUUAUCUAACCAUAUUAUAUAUAUAUACGUAAGUUGUGUAUUCAUCUUUUCUUCUGAUUGGUUUGUUCAUGCAUUUAUUUCGCAGCUUUUUAUUGGUUAUCGUUAUAUUCGCACUUAACGUCGUCAGAAAUAAGUAAAGGAGUUAAUCCAUGUCGGGUAGAAACAGGUGUCUACCUCAGUACAAUGGAAGAUGGUCGCGCAAUUUCGUGGAUUAGUUGAGGUUAGACAUUAACACCAUUGGAUGCCGGGUCAGUGGUCUAAUUGGUUACGCGUCUGACGUGAGACUGAUAGGCCCUGGGUUCGAAUUUCGCGGGGUGCGGGAUCAUGGAUGCGCAUUGCUGAGGAGUCCCAUGCUAGGACGAAACGGCUGUCCAGUGCUUUCAGGUUUUUCAUGGU
This is a messenger RNA of Schistosoma haematobium, 16825 nucleotides long. RefSeq names its product Ectonucleoside triphosphate diphosphohydrolase 3, variant 2. The transcript is spliced from 11 exons. Bases 7944 to 8534 code for a protein of 196 amino acids. Gene Ontology annotation, cellular component: plasma membrane. Lineage: Eukaryota; Metazoa; Platyhelminthes; Trematoda; Strigeidida; Schistosomatidae. Gene Ontology annotation, molecular function: UDP phosphatase activity; GDP phosphatase activity. Gene Ontology annotation, biological process: nucleoside diphosphate catabolic process. The record is from RefSeq and is a predicted model, not a curated record.